GGGCCCCGCCGUCCGCCGCGGGUCUGCCCGGAGCGCCGAUGUCCCAGCGGGCGCCCAGGGGGCAGGGGCAGCAGGAGGGGCCGGAGGAGGAGGAGGAGGGGGCGGCGAGGGGCAGCCAGGCGCGGCCCAAGAGCCAUGCGGAGCCCGCGGCGAGCGGCGGCAGGACCCAGGACCGGCAUGAGAGGAAGCGGAAGAGGCAGGAGGCGCAGCAGCUUCAGAAGAUCCAGCACCUGGAGUCUUUCUAUGAGAAACCUCCCCCAGGACUAAUUAAGGAGAAUGAAACAAAACCAGAAGACUGCAUACCUGAUGUACCGGGCAAUGAAAGCGCACGAGAAUUCCUGGCACAUGCCCCAACAAAAGGGCUUUGGAUGCCUUUGGGAAAAGAAGUCAAAGUUAUGCAGUGUUGGAGGUGUAAACGUUAUGGACACAGAACAGGAGAUAAAGAAUGCCCAUUCUUUAUUAAAGGCAAUCAGAAAUUGGAACAAUUUAGAGUAGCACAUGAAGAUCCAAUGUACGAUAUAAUAAGGGAAAAUAAACGUCAUGAAAAGGAAAAGAGGAUACAGCAACUGAAGCAACUCCUGGAGGACUCUACCUCAGAAGAUGAUAGUAGUGAUGACAGUGAUGAGGAUGAUGAAGAUGGCAGCAGCUCUACUUCCUCAGAACAUAAACACAAGAAGAAAAAGAGAAAAAAGGAAAAGAAAAAAAAAGAAAAGAAGAAGAAGAAAAAGAGGAAGCGUAAAUCAUCCAAAUCUAAUGAGAAGUCAGAAUCUGACUGACAGCAGUCACCUGCUGCAUGCUCAUUGACCUCUCUACUUGUGAACUGCAAGGAAAGAUCCAAAGAACGAGGAAGAAAACACCAGAAAGGGCUUUGUUAAACUUGGAACAUACAGGUGUACGCAUACAGCAGCCUACACUGGCAUCCUCUUCUGCCCCUCUGCAGUCAGAAAGAAGAAAGCUGCGUUAAACCAUACUCAGCCAUAUCUUUGUGCUGUAAAACCUGUGCUAAGGGUCAUCCGUCCUCGUCAAGUUGGGCCUCUGCGCUGCCGUGCGCGACCAUCAGCAGGAAGUGGUGACUGUUGAGGAAUCACCGACAAAUCUGCAGCAUUAGCAGACUGUCCACUGAAGUGUCUUUUCUCCAUGAAGUUAUUUUAUUAUAAACAAAGCCUCACUGUAACAGGACUCCAGUUUGCACCAUGCAGAGCACUGGGAGUUCACUUACAGUGCUUAUAAUAAGCAGGUUGUACUGUAUUUUUUUUUUCUCCACAUACGUGCUGAAGUUCAGUGUACUUAUCCUAAUAUUGGCAGCUAGCUAAAUAAAGAGUACUGCUGAAGGGGGAAAAAGUUAAUCAAGGGGAUUUACUUUAAGACAAAAUUGCAGCAUCAGCGAGACUUGAUUUGUGUGUGUGUAACAAAACCUCAACAUCAUCACCAUUAACAUGCACAGCUCUGAAGCAUCUAAAGUUUUCUCUAAACUCUAGGAGUGGGAGCCAAGUGUAAUGAUGUUAGAUAUUCAACUUUAUCGUAAGGAGGUAGUGGUUUUAGUUAUUUAAAAAGAGGGGUUUCAUGUAAGAAAUUAAAAAGAUUAAUUUCUGCAUAUA
This is a messenger RNA of Pseudopipra pipra, 1598 nucleotides long. RefSeq names its product RP9 pre-mRNA splicing factor (gene RP9). The coding region runs from base 39 to 776 and encodes 245 amino acids. Gene Ontology annotation, biological process: RNA splicing. The transcript has 6 exons. The record is from RefSeq and is a predicted model, not a curated record. Lineage: Eukaryota; Metazoa; Chordata; Aves; Passeriformes; Pipridae.